AUGGAUCAAGAACUCAAAUCCUUUAUCGCGGAAAUGCCGAAAGCGGAACUGCAUGUGCAUCUUGAAGGCUGUUUGACCCCGACCCUGGCACGCACGUUGGCCGAACGCAACAACCUCCCACUGCCACCGUCGUUGUCGUCCCUGGACCAAUCGUCAGGCUACUCAUUCCACGACCUGGCCACGUUUCUCGCUGUUUACUAUCCGAACCUGGCCGUUCUACACACGGAGGCAGAUUUUCGAGACCUGGCCCUGGCCUAUCUCACAAAGGCGCACACCCAGAACAUAAAACACGCCGAACUCUUCUUUGACCCUCAGGCACACACCUCACGGGGGGUGCCAUUCCCAACGGUCCUGCGCGGCUACCACUUGGGACUGUUAACGGCGCAGCGAACGCUCGGCAUCUCCGCCAGCCUGAUUAUGUGCUUUUUGCGAGAUCAAUCGGCCGAGUACGCGAUGGCGACCCUGAUGGAAGCCCUGCCAUUCAAGGACGCCAUCAUGGGAGUGGGUUUGGACUCGGACGAACGAAACAACCCUCCAUCCAAAUUCUCCGCAGUAUUUCAGCGCGCGAGCAAAGAAGGCUUUCUGGUCACCUGUCAUUGCGACAUCGAUCAGCCAAACAGUAUCAGCCACAUUAGACAGGCAAUCCAGGAGAUCCAAGUCGAUCGCAUCGACCAUGGGACAAAUAUCGUUGAAGAUGACUCCAUGGUCGAAAUUGUACGCCAGAAAGGCAUUGGACUGACCUGCUGCCCGGUCUCAAACUCGGUCGUCACUUCAGAUUUCAAAGGUAAAGAAAUCGCCGAUCUUCUGAGGCGAGGGGUCAAGGUCACGAUUAAUUCAGACGACCCUGCGUAUUUCCGAGCCUAUGCAAAUGAGAAUAUGGAAAAGAUCGCAGAGACUGACUUGACGAAAAAAGAACUCAUUCAGCUGCAAAGGAAUGCGUUCAAUAUUUCCUGGAUUUCAUCAUGGCGGAAGAGCCACUUCCUCUCCCUCUUGGAUGAGUAUGAGAAUAAAACUCUAACGACCAUGUCCAACGGCAUCUGA
Molecule: messenger RNA, 1041 nt
Organism: Rhinocladiella mackenziei CBS 650.93
Lineage: Eukaryota; Fungi; Ascomycota; Eurotiomycetes; Chaetothyriales; Herpotrichiellaceae
Product: adenosine deaminase
Exons: 1
Coding region: 1-1041 (346 amino acids)
Biological process (GO): adenine catabolic process; hypoxanthine salvage
Cellular component (GO): cytosol
Molecular function (GO): adenine deaminase activity
Source: RefSeq, a predicted model, not a curated record